This is a messenger RNA of Eutrema salsugineum, 492 nucleotides long. RefSeq lists its product as uncharacterized. Bases 1 to 492 code for a protein of 163 amino acids. The record is from RefSeq and is a predicted model, not a curated record. The transcript has a single exon. Lineage: Eukaryota; Viridiplantae; Streptophyta; Magnoliopsida; Brassicales; Brassicaceae.
AUGUUAGAGAAAUCUGGUUGCAGGUAUGAAAGAGGUAACUUCAAGGUUCAGUUCUACAAAGGAAAGAAGAAGGUAAUAUCUGGAAAAUACCAAGGUGGUUUGUAUUAUCUUCAAGGCACAGUUUCUAAAGUUGACGUGAACAUGCCAAAAGCUGAGGUAGAAGUGAAAAAGAAGAAGGUAAAGAAGGUGACAUUCAGUGAGAAUCUGAUUCAAGGAGCAACUCCUUAUGGUUUUGAGACAAGGGAUUCAUCAGCUCAAGGUGGAGACUCUUCUUCAUCAGAAAAAUCUGAGAGUUACGAAGUAAUUGAGUCUAAGGAGAGCAAGGAAGAAUCUGAGAUAGAAUCAACACUCGAUGAUAUUUUUGAAAGUAAGAAGCGGAUGCAUCAGAAAAGUGUUGGAGAAGAAGAGAGUUUGAACAAAGAACUUGAGGUGAAAAAUUUGGGAAAAGUUUCUAAGAUAUUGGGAAUGGGUUUCUUUGGAGAUAAGAGCUAA